This is a messenger RNA of Nyctereutes procyonoides (raccoon dog), 15403 nucleotides long. RefSeq names its product A-kinase anchoring protein 9 (gene AKAP9). The record is from RefSeq and is a predicted model, not a curated record. Lineage: Eukaryota; Metazoa; Chordata; Mammalia; Carnivora; Canidae. Gene Ontology annotation, cellular component: synaptic membrane; centrosome; cis-Golgi network. Bases 3179 to 14899 code for a protein of 3906 amino acids. The transcript is spliced from 52 exons. Gene Ontology annotation, biological process: regulation of Golgi organization; regulation of ventricular cardiac muscle cell membrane repolarization; signal transduction. Gene Ontology annotation, molecular function: molecular adaptor activity; potassium channel regulator activity; protein kinase A regulatory subunit binding.
UUUUCACUGACAGAAAACCAGCACUUUCAGAACAUAGCCCUACUUGGCUUCCUAAUCUUGGUUUUUGUAGACAUAUCAGCAUAUUUCUCUUCAGUACAAUCAUUCCAUCCAUGAUUGAUGGAUCAAUCCUAACCUCCAAUUUCUGUACUUGGCUUUGGUUUAUGAAGCUCUUCAGGACUGUUUUUAAUUCAGAAAGAGUGACUUUGUCUAAAGAAGAUGCAAAAAAAAAAUAAGAUGCAGUAGUAACUAUGCAAGGUACUUUUUUACGGUGGGCACUCAUUAAUAUUAAUGAGAUACUUUAAGUUCUUUUGUUUUAAUUCUAAGUCUUUGAAAUCCACUGUUGCACUUGUAGCACACCUCAAUUCAGACCAGCUGUAUUUCACAUGCUCAAUAACCACAUGUGGCUAAAGCCUGCUGUAUUGGACAGCAUGGCCCUAGAUGAUCUUAUCCAAACCCUUAAAGUGCCAUUUAUAUCCUAUUCUCAAAUUUAUAUUUCUUGCUUGGACGUGUCUCCUGAACUUCAUACUCAGAGGGUCCAUGUGACAUCAAUUCUUGGAUACCUAAUGUGUCUCUAAUUUAUGUCCAAAGCUGAACUCUUGGUCUCCUCCAAAUUUGCUUUUUCCCAUCUGAGUUACUGGCAACUUCACCGAUUGCUGAGGCCAGAAACAUUGGACUCAACCUUGAGUCCUUGCUGUCUCAAACUUUACGUUCAACAUACAACUCCUGUGGCACUAUUAGUUGAAUGCUGAAGAUAUAUACAGACUGAUUACCACUACCAUGGUCCAAACUCCCACUCUUGUCUGGGUUAUUGCAGCAGCAUCCAGACUGACCCCCCACAGGCUAUCCUCAUAGCAGUAGAUAUCCUUUAACAACAUAAGCCAGAUCAGGUCACUAAUCUGUUCAACAUUCUCCAAUGGCUCCCCGUCUUACUGAGAGUAAAAGCCAAAGUCUUUCUAAUGACCUUCAGAAGUCUAUAGAAUCUGGCCUCCUACUAUUUCUCUGACUUAAUCUCCUUCCUAACUCUACUCUAGCCACUCUUGCAUCCUGCUUUUUCUUUAACACGUCAGUCUUAUUCUAGCUUCAGGGCCUUUAGACUUGCUACACCCUUGCUUAUCCUCAUGGCUCAUUUUCUCAUCUCUUUCAUGUCUUUGCUCAGAUAUCUUUUCAGGGAAUGAAUGAAUGGAUGAAUUAGUGAAUUAAUGAAUGCAAUACAUGACAUGACAUGAAUAGGUGCCAUACAGAGGCGUCAGUGUAAGUGCCACACACCCUUCUAACAGAAGUCAACACACAAUUAACUUUCAUUUUUAAAAAUUUUUUAAACUCUUUUUUUUAAAAGAUUUUAUGUAUUUAUUCAUGAGAGACACAGACUGAAACAGAGAGGCAGAGACAUAGGCAGAGGGAGAAGCAGGCUCCUCACGGGGAGCCUGAUGCGGGACUUGAUCCCGAAUCCCGAGACCACGGCUUGAGUUGAAGGCGGGCGCCCAACCGCUGAGCCACCCAGGGGUCUCUCUUUCAACUUUUAUUGAUCAUAUAUAUGUAACAGGUGUCUAUGAUUCUUUGGUCUUAGUGAAGGGAAAGGUUGAAAUAAUCUUGUGGCUUUAGAAGGUUUUUGAAUGUUUUUAGCACGUAUUAGAACAAACAGCUGACUUCCUUAGUCACUGAGAAAGCAGCGUCUAUUAACAAAUAUAUAUCUUGUCAGAUAACUUAGGGCUUCCUCUUAGGCAAUGAGAAUCUAGAAACAUAAUCCCUCAAUCCAGGCAGUAUUUAAAUCACUGCAAUAUUAGAACACCUGGUUGUAGUCCUAGUUUGACUCUUAGCUUGGCGAAUGACUAACUCACUUCUCCGUUUACUGGCUUAAUUCUUUUAUUCCUAUGGUAAGAUGUCUAAUCUCAUCUAUUGCCCAAUUCAGUCUAAGAUAAUAGGUCAGUAUAUACUUGGAUGUUACAAAUGGUACAAAUAUGUAUGCUUGUGGAGUUUGAGGAUAAAAAGUCUUUUUUUAAAUCUAAGAAUUUAUAAAUCAGGGAUGCCUGGGUACAUCAGCGGUUGGGCGUCUGCCUUUGGCUCAGGGAAUGAUCCCAGGAUCUGGGAUCAAGUUCCACCAUGAGCUCCUUGCAGAGGGCCUGCUUCUCCCUCUGCCUGUGUCUCUGCCUUUCUCUCUCCCUUUCUCUCUGUCGAGUGAAUAAAUAAAAUCUUAAAAACAACAACAACAACAACAACAAAGAAUUUAUAAAUCAGAGCUGUUUAAACCUAGUCUUCCGGUGACGGGCACUGAGGAGGGCACUUGAUGGGAUGAGCACUGGGUGUUAUACUAUACGUUGGCAAAUUGAAUUUAAAUUAAAAAAAAUUUAACCUAUUCUUCUGGUUGUGGUAGACUUGUAGCAACCUAAUAAAAAGGUUGUUAAUCUUUUUAUUUUUCAACACUAUUUUCACUAGCAUCCCUUCUAUGAUUGAUUUUAUAGCUUAUUUUAGUUCACACCUGCCAGUGUUUUAGUCCAACCUAGCUCAAAACAGAGAACCAUGAUCAGCCUGAGUAAUCAACCUGACACAUUAACAUGUGUAGCUCACCUCAAAAAAUGGAUUCGAGAAAAAGAAAUGGAUUUGAUAUUAAAAGGGUGGGGAGAAAAAAGGAAGUAUUUAGGGAAGAGAUGAAAGUCAUUAAAAUGGCUCAAUUCAAUCUAACAAGUUUUAUCGGGUGCAAAACUAUGCCAGUCAUUUUAGUAAUGCCAAAAUAAGCAAGACAGUCUGCCAUCAGAGAAUCUAGCCUAUGAGGUGAAGAAGUGGUGCAUAAAUUACUAAAGUAUCAUGCAGAGUACAGAAAGGAAAUACAAGGAGAGGGGGGAAAACUACCAUUAAUUAAGGACAUUUUUAACAUGUCAGAGGCAGUCACAUAUAUCGACUCACAUAUCUUAACGACCCCUCCAAAACCUCCAGGUAAGCUGAGGGAGGAUAGGGAAGUCGUUCAAGGUCAUCCAAGCUAGAAAGUGUAUACUGGCUUUUGUCCCCAGCCCACGUUCCGAAGCCUAGGUUCCUUUCAAGACGUCAUUGCUAAGAGGGAGAUCAAGGAGGAGUGGAAAGGGAGUAAGCCAAGCCUGGAUACUCCUAGCUGCGGUGGAGGGAACAAAGAGACCAGAGAAGCCGUUCGGGCGGCGGCGGCGUGUGAGCCUUCCCGUCAGAGGCCAUGGAGGACGAGGAGAGACAGAGGAAGCUGGAGGCCGGCAAAGCGAAGCUUGCCCAGUUUCGACAGAGGAAAGCUCAAUCUGAUGGGCAGAAUCCUUCUAAGAAGCAGAAAAAAAAGAGGAAGACUUCAAGCAGUAAACAUGAUGUGUCAACAUACCAUGCUUUGAAUAUUGAACACUCACAAAGUGAUGAAAUGUACAUAAAUAGUUCUCAGAGAGUAGGAACAACUGUGACUCCUGAAUCCACGAUAAUCAAACGUGAUGAGGUCUUCUCUGUUGAACCAGAAAGUGAAAUUUCAACUACGGCAGAUGAUUAUAGUUCAGAGGUAAAUGGUUGCAGUUUUGUGGUGAGAACAGAAAAGUCUACAAAUUUAUUAAGGGAAGAAGAAUUUGGUGCUGAUGAUUCUUACUCUGAACAUGGAGCACAGUACAAUCAGACCCAUCUAGAGAUGAUGGAAAAUGAAUUGGCUGGCAAACAGCAUGAGAUUGAAGAGCUGAACAGAGAACUAGAAGAAAUGAGAGCCACCUAUGGGACUGAUGGACUGCAGCAGUUACAGGAAUUUGAAGCUGCCAUUAAACAAAGAGAUGGCAUCAUAACCCAGCUCACUGCUAAUUUACAACAAGCAAGAAGAGAAAAGGAUGAGACAAUGAGAGAAUUUUUAGAGUUGACAGAACAGAGUCAGAAAUUACAAAUUCAGUUCCAGCAUUUACAGGCUAGUGAAACUCUAAGAAACAGCACUCAUAGUAGCACAGCUGCAGAUUUAUUACAAGCAAAACAACAGAUCCUCACUCAUCAGCAACAGCUGGAAGAACAAGAUCAUUUAUUAGAAGAUUAUCAAAAAAAGAAAGAAGACUUCAAAAUGCAAAUUAGUUUCUUGCAAGAGAAAAUUAGAGCAUAUGAAAUGGAACAAGAUAAAAAAGUAGAAAGCUCAAAUAAAGAAAUACAGGAAAAAGAUGCAAUAAUUGAUGAAUUAAAUUCAAAGAUUAUAGAAGAAGAAAAAAUAACUCUAGAGCUGACAGAUAAAGUCACAGCUGCUGAUAAAUUACUGGAAGAAUUACAAGAACAGGUUGUACAGAAAAACCAAGAGAUUAAAAAUAUGAAAUUAGAGCUGUCUAAUUCCAAGCAAAAAGAAAGACAGUGUUCUGAGGAAAUAAAACAGUUAAUGGGGACAGUUGAAGAACUUCAGAAGAAAAAUCAUAAAGAUAGCCAAUUUGAAACUGAUAUUCUACAAAGAAUGGAACAAGAAGCACAAAGAAAGUUAGAACAGCUCCGGGCAGAGCUGGAUGAGAUGUACGGGCAGCAGAUAGUACAAAUGAAACAGGAGUUAAUAAAACAACACAUGUCACAGAUAGAUGAACUUAAAAUACAACACAAGGGAGAAAUGGAGAAUGCUUUAAGAUCAUAUCCAAGUAUUACAGUGAAUGAAGAUCAAAUAAAGUUAAUGAAUAUGGCAAUAAAUGAACUGAAUAUAAAAUUGCAAGAUACUAACUCUCAAAAGGAAAAACUCAGGGGAGAGCUAGGAGUAAUUUCAGGAGAAAAGUCUGUUCUACAAAGACAGCUUAAAGAUCUUUUUGAAGAAUUGAGCUUUUCAAGGGAACAGAUUCAGAGAGCUAGACAGACAAUAGCUGAACAAGAAAAUAAACUCAGUGAAGCACAUAAAUCUCUUAGUACUGUGGAAGAUUUGAAGGCUGAGAUUGUUUCUGCAUCUGAAUACAGAAAAGAACUAGAACUAAAACAUGAAGCAGAAGUUACAAAUUACAAGAUAAAACUUGAAAUGUUAGAAAGAGAAAAGAAUGCCGUAUUAGACAGAAUGGCUGAAUCGCAAGAAGCUGAGUUAGAGAGGCUGAGGACGCAGCUUCUAUUUAGUCAUGAAGAAGAACUUUCCAAACUAAAGGAGGAUUUAGAAAUUGAACAUCGAAUAGAUAUUGAGAAACUUAAAGAUAACUUAGGCAUUCACUACAAACAGCAGAUAGAUGGCUUACAGAAUGAAAUGAGUCAAAAGAUAGAAACCAUGCAAUUUGAAAAAGACAGUUUGAUAACUAAGCAAAAUCAAUUAAUUUUGGAAAUUUCAAAACUCAAAGAUUUACAGCAGUCCCUUAUGAAUUCAAAAUCAGAAGAAAUGACUCUUCAAAUCAAUGAACUUCAAAAAGAAAUUGAAAUACUUAGGCAAGAAGAAAAGGAAAAGGGUACACUUGAACAAGAAGUUCAAGAAUUACAACUUAAAACUGAAUUAUUGGAGAAACAAAUAAAAGAAAAAGAAGAUGACCAUCAAGAAAAAUUUACACAACUUGAAGCAGAGAAUAGCAUUCUUAAAGAUGAGAAGAAAGCCCUUGAAGACAUGUUGAAAAUGUAUACUCCUGUUAACCAAGAAGAAUUAAUUUUCAUAGACUCCAUUAAGUCCAAAUCCCAAGACUGUAAGUGGCAAAAAGAUAUAGAGAUACUUACAGAGGAAAACGAGGACCUCAAAAAACAAUGUAUUCAGCUAACUGAGGAGAUUGAAAGGCAAAGGAACACUUUUUCAUUUGCUGAAAAAAAUUUUGAAGUUAACUAUCAGGAGUUACAGGAGGACUAUGCUUGCCUUCUCAAGGUAAAAACUGACUUAGAAGACAGCAAAAACAAACAAGAAGUAGAGUAUAAGAGUAGGCUUAAAACACUUAGUGAAGAGCUUCAUCAUUUGCAAAGAAUAAAUCCAACUAUACUAAAAAUGAAAAGUUCAGUCUUUGAUGAUGACAAAACUUACAUAGGAGAACCAUUGGAAACUGUUGAGGUUGUGGAGAAAGAUACAACAGAACUUAUGGAAAAACUUGAGGUAACCAAGCGAGAAAAGUUAGAACUGUCAGAGAGACUGUCUGAUCUUUCUGAACAAUUAAAACAGAAACAUGGUGAGAUUAGUUUUCUGAGUGAAAAAGUGAAGUCUUUAAAGCAAGAGAAAGAGCAAGUUUUAUUGAGAUGUAGAGAGCUCGAAAUCAUCAUUAAUCAUAAAAGGACAGAAAAUAUAAAUGUGUGUGAUGAUCAGUUAGACUCUUUAAAAGAUGGAGUUAUGACUAUAACAAGCAAGGAUUCUGGAGGGUCAAUUUCUAAAAUAAAUAAAGAUUGUGGUGAAGAAUCAAAAAUAAUGGAGGAAUAUAAAAUUCCUUUUCAAAAUACAACUGUUGGAAAAGAAAGCAAGCAAGAACAGUUGUUUUUGGAUCACUUUCCAUUAGUGAGAAAUGGAUCAUUGCUUGGGACAACUGAACCAAAUAGAAAUGAUAAACUUCAGUGGGAACUCAGUGUACUUAAAUCAGAACAGAAUGAUUUAAGGCUACAGAUGGAAGCUCAGCGUAUAUGCCUCUCUCUGGUUUAUUCAACACAUGUGGAUCAGGUUCGUGAAUAUAUGGAAAAUGAAAAAGAUAAAGCUCUUUGUAAUCUUAAGGAGGAACUUAUUUCUGCCCAAGAGGAAAAGAUAAAAGAACUUCAGGAAAUACACCAGCAAGAGCUACAAAAUAUAAAAACACAAGAAACAGGUGGUAAAGCGAAGCCUUUACAAAUGCUCAUUGGAAAACUACGCAAGGCAGUGUCUGAAGAAUGUUCUUAUUUUACACAGACUUUUUGCAAUGUCCUUGGUGAACAUUAUACUCCUGCUUUAAAAUGUGAAGUAAAUGUAGAAGAGAGAGAGAGUUCUGGUCUUCACACUUCUGAAAAUCAAGAACUAGAAUUGCAAGAUUAUAAAUAUGAAGUUCAAGAUUUUCAAGAAAAUAUGCAAACUCUUCUCAACAAAGUAACAGAAGAAUACAACAAACUCUUGGUACUUCAAACACGAUUAAGUAAGAUUCAGGGAUGGCAGACAGAGGAUGUGAAACUUAAGUUUGCAGAAGGAAACCUACCAAAAGAGGAAACAGAGUUUUUAUCAGCCUCUCAGAUGACCAGUUUGCAAGACAUUGACAUUGAUGUCAGUCAUAAAAGCAAGUUAUCUACUCUGCAAGAUUCUGAAAAAAUUAAACAACUUGAAGGACAAGUUCAAGAAUUAGAAAACCUCAUAUCCUCUUUGCAGCAACAAUUGAAAGAAACUGAAGAAAACUAUGGAGCAGAGAUCCAUUGUUUGCAGGAAAGGCUUCAAGCUGUCAGUGAGUCCACAGUUCAGCCAAGUUUCUCCAUUGACUCAGUGGUAAUUACUGAAUCUGAUGUCCGGAAAACAAUAUAUCCUGGAAGUUGUGUAAACCAGAACAUUGAUGGUACAAUAGAGUUUUCUAAUGACUUUGGAGUGAAAGAGGAAACAAACGUGGUUAAGUUGCUGGAAAAACAGUACCAAGAACGAUUAGAAGAAGAAGUAGCUAAGGUCAUUGUGUCAAUGAGUAUAGCAUUUGCUCAACAAACUGAACUAUCUAGAAUAUCUGGGGAAAAAGAGAAUACUACAUUGUCAAAACAAGCACAUGCUUUCUGUCAGCAAGAACAUUUAAAUGAAGUGAAAUUAUCACAGGGUCAAACUUUUGAAGCGAUGGAGAUGAAAUUUAAAGAAGAGUUUAAACCACUUAGUAAAGAGUUAGGAGAAGAUGGAACAGAAGUUCUGUUAUCAAACAGUGAUAAUCUUGAUGAUAUAUUAGAAUCAAAGGACCGUGAACUGACUAUUUCAGAAGAAAUGUUCUCCAAAGAUAAAACAUUUAUAGUCAGAGAACCUAUCCAUGAUGAGAUUUUGGUAUCAAGUAUGGAUGCUUCUAGACAACUAAUGUUAAAUGAAGAACAGUUGGAAGAUAUGAGGCAAGAACUUGUACGACAAUACCAAGAACAUCAGCAGGCAACAGAACUGUUAAGGCAAGCACACAUGCGCCAGAUGGAGAGACAGCGAGAAGACCAGGAACAGCUACAAGAAGAAAUUAAGAGACUGAAUAGACAGUUAGCCCAGAGAUCCUCAAUAGAUAAUGAAAACCUGGUUUCAGAGAGAGAGAGGGUGCUUUUAGAGGAGCUGGAAGCACUAAAGCAGCUGUCUCUAGAUGGAAGAGAGAAGCUGUGUUGUGAGCUGCGCAACAGCAGUACGCAAACACAGAAUGGAAAUGAAAACCAAGAGGAAAUUGAAGAAGAGACCUUUAAAGAAAAGGAGCUAGACAGAAAACCUGAAGAUGUGCUUCCUGAUAUUCUGACCAGUGAAAGAUUUGCACUCCAAAAAGCUAAUAACAGACUUCUAAAGAUCCUCUUAGAAGUUGUAAAGACAACAGCAGCUGUUGAAGAAACAAUUGGUCGCCAUGUUCUUGGUAUUCUAGAUAGAUCUAGUAAGGUCCCGUCAUCUGCCAGCUUGAUUUGGAGGUCAGAAGCAGAGACACCUAUAAAGUCAUGUAUCCAUGAGGAACAUACAAGAGUUACAGAUGAAUCUAUACCAUCUUAUUCUGGAAGUGAUAAGCCAAGAAAUGACAGUAUGUGGUCAAAAGUAACUGAAGAAGGGACAGAUCUCUCAGAACGGCUUGUGAGGAGUGGUUUUGCUGGAACUGAAAUAGACCCUGAAAAUGAAGAACUUAUGCUGAGUAUUAGCUCUCGACUACAAGCAGCAGUUGAGAAACUCCUAGAAGCUAUAAGUGAGACUAGUAGUCAGCUUGAACAUGCGAAAGUUACACAGACAGAGUUGAUGCGGGAGUCAUUUCGACAGAAACAAGAAGUGACAGAGUCCCUUAAGUGCCAAGAAGAAUUGCGAGAGCGCCUUCAUGAGGAGUCCAGGGCCAGGGAACAGCUGGCUGUGGAGCUCAGUAAGGCUGAGGGUGUCAUUGAUGGUUAUGCAGACGAAAAAACUCUUUUUGAAAGGCAAAUUCAGGAAAAAACUGACAUAAUAGAUCGUCUGGAGCAGGAAUUGUUAUGUGCAGGUAAUAGACUACAGGAAUUGGAAGCAGAGCAACAGCAGAUCCAAGAAGAAAGAGAAUUACUGUCCCGACAGAAGGAGGCUAUGAAAGCAGAGGCAGGCCCAGUUGAACAACGACUAGUAAAUGCUGCAGUCGAUGCAGCACCUGGAGCAGAAUUACUGCAGGAGACAGAAAAACUAAUGAAGGAAAAACUAGAAGUACAGUGCCAAGCUGAAAAAGUACGCGAUGACCUUCAAAAACAAGUGAAAGCUCUAGAGAUAGAUGUUGAGGAACAAGUCAGUAGGUUUAUAGAGCUGGAACAAGAAAAAAAUGCUGAGCUAAUGGAUUUACGACAGCAAAACCAGGCACUGGAAAAGCAAUUAGAAAAAAUGAGAAAAUUUUUAGAUGAGCAAGCCAUUGAUAGAGAACAUGAGAGAGAUGUAUUCCAACAGGAAAUACAGAAAUUAGAACAGCAACUUAAGGUUGUACCUCGAUUCCAGCCUAUCAAUGAACAUCAAACUAGAGAGGUUGAACAGUUAACAAAUCAUCUGAAAGAAAAAACAGACAAGUGCAGUGAGCUUUUGCUCUCUAAAGAGCAGCUUCAGAGGGAUAUACAAGAACGGAAUGAAGAAAUCGAGAAAUUGGAGUUCAGAGUAAGGGAACUGGAGCAAGCCUUGCUCGUUAGUGCAGACACUUUUCAAAAGGUAGAGGACCAAAAACAGUGUGGAGCUGUAGAAGCUAAAGCAGAAUUGUCCCUAGAAGUACAGUUGCAGGCUGAGCGUGAUGCCAUAGACCGAAAGGAAAAAGAGAUUACAAACUUAGAAGAACAGUUAGAGCAGUUUAGAGAGGAACUGGAAAAUAAGAAUGAAGAAGUUCAGCAACUACAUAUGCAAUUAGAAAUACAGAAAAAGGAAUCUACUACCCGCCUCCAAGAACUGGAACAAGAAAACAAAUUAUUUAAGGAUGAAAUGGAGAAACUGGGGUAUGCCAUAAAGGAAUCGGAUGUUAUCCCUACUCAGGACCAACAUGUGUUAUUUGGAAAAUUUGCUCAAAUAAUGCAGGAAAAAGAAAUAGAAAUUGACCGAUUAAAUGAGCAAAUUGCAAAACUUCAGUAUCAACUUAAAAUUACAACAGAUAAUAAGGUUAUGGAAGAAAAAAAUGAACUGAUAAGGGAUCUUGAAACCCAGAUAGAAUGUUUAAUGAGUGAUCAAGAACGUGUUAAGAAAAAUAGAGAAGAAGAAAUUGAGCAGCUCAAUGAAGUAAUUGAAAAACUUCAACAGGAACUGGCAAAUAUUGAACAGAAGACGUCAGUGGAUGCUAAUUCUUUCCCAGAAGAAGCAGAUAGUUUAAAACAUCAAUUGGAUAUGGUAAUAGCUGAAAAACUGGCUUUGGAACAGCAAGUAGAAACCACUAAUGAAGAAAUAGCCUUUACAAAAAAUGUACUUGAAGAAACCAAUUUAAAAAUGAACCAGCUAACACAAGAAUUAUGCAGCUUAAAGAGAGAACGUGAAAAUAUGGAAAAAAUCCGAAGUGUACCGGAGAAAAGCGUUAACAUGGCUAUGGAUGAUCUGAGCAAAAUCCACCCUGAACUGGAAGUAGUCCUUGCUGAGAAUGCUCUUAAACCCCUAGAAAAUCAGACUUACUUCACAUCUUUUGAAGAAAACAGCAAAGGUUCCAUAAGUAGUUUGGAAACAAAGGUGCUACAACUUGAGGGCACUGUGAGUGCAAAGGACAUAGAACUCACUCAGUGCUACAAGCAAAUAAAGGAUAUGCAAGAGCAAGGCCAAUCUGAAACAGAAAUGCUUAAAAAGAAGAUUGUAAACCUACAGAAUAUACUUGAAGAAAAAGUUGCUGCUGCUCUUGUGAGUCAAGUCCAACUUGAAGCAGUUAAGGAAUAUGCAAAAUUCUGUCAAGAUGAACAAGCAGUUUCAUCAGAACUUGAAAGAACAAAUGUACAGAAUUUAAAUCAAGUAACAGACAAUGAGAUGGAGUCAAACGUAUUAGCAUUAACCUUGAGAAUAUCAGAAUUAGAAAGCCAGGUGGUUGAAAUGCAGACUAGUUUGAUUUUAGAAAAAGAACAGAUAGAAAUUGUGGAGAAAAAUGCUUUGGAAAAAGAAAAGAAGCUACUAGAACUACAGAGACUAUUGGAGGAGGAGAAAAAACAGGGAAAUAAAGAAAGGAAAAGAAGCCCUGAAGGAGAUUUUGAAAUUCUCAAGACAACUGCUGAGCUAAUUCAUACCAGUGAAGAAAGUGGAUUUUUUUGUCAACUUGAGGCUUUUAAAGCUGAAUCAUCAGCUAUCAAAGAAGAACUUGCCAAUUAUAAAGAGAAAGCAGAAAAGCUUCAAGAAGAGCUUUUGGUAAAAGAAACAAAUAUGGCAUCUCUUCAGAAAGAUUUAAGCCAAGUUAGAAAUCAGCUCACAGAAGCGAAAGAGAAAUUAUCCUACUUCUUAGAAAAAGAAGAUAAGACUAAGGUACAGGAAAACAGAAUAGUCUGCGUAUCAGAGCCGCUUCCUACUAACAUGGAUGCAAGUUUGGCAUCCCAGACAGAAGGGACUCUCAAGGUCAAUAGCAGCAGUCAGACUCCACAAGUUCUUGUUAGAAAUGCAGGAAUCCAAAUUGAUUUACGGAGUGAAUGUUCAUCAGAAGAAGUCACUGAAAUAAUCAGUCAGUUUACUGAAAAAAUUGAGCAGAUGCAAGAACUACAUGCUGCUGAAAUUUUGGAUAUGGAAUCCAGACAUAUUUCAGAAACCGAAACCUUGAAGAGGGAGCACUAUGUUGCUGUUCAGUUACUGACGGAGGAAUGUGGUACCUUGAAGGCAGUGAUACAGUGUCUGAGAUCUAAAGAGGGAUCCUCAGUUCCUGAAUUAACACAUUCUGAUGCGUACCAAACUAGAGAAAUAUGUUCCAGUGAUUCUGGAUCAGACUGGGGUCAGGGAAUUUAUCUCACACAAAGUCAAGGAUUUGACACAACAUCAGAAGACCGAGGAGAUGAAGGUGAAAGUUCAACAGAUUCAUUUCCAAAGAAAAUAAAGGGAUUACUAAGAGCUGUCCAUAAUGAAGGCAUGCAGGUGCUCUCCCUCACUGAGUCUCCCUAUAGUGAUGGAGAAGACCAUUCUGUUCAGCAAGUUUCAGAAUCUUGGCUAGAAGAAAGAAGAGCUUAUCUCAGUACAAUUUCAUCUCUUAAGGAUUUAAUUACCAAAAUGCAAGUGCAAAGAGAUGCUGAGGUUUAUGAAGGUUCCCAGUCUCAUGAGACCUUCCCAGACUGGCGAGGUGAACUUCUGCUUGCUCUUCAGCAAGUUUUCUUAAAGGAGCGUAGUGUUUUACUAGCUGCAUUUCAGACUGAGCUGACAGCUCUAGGUACUAAAGAUGCAGUUGGAUUAUUAAACUGUUUGGAGCAGAAAAUACAAGAACAGAGUAUUGAAUAUCAAGCAGCUAUGGAAUGCCUCCAGAAAGCAGAUAGAAGGAGUUUGUUAUCUGAAAUUCAAGCACUGCAUGCUCAGAUGAAUGGUAGGAAAAUGACUCUGAAAAGAGAACAAGAGAAUGAUCAACCAAACCAAGAACUCUUGGAGUAUACGAUGCAGCAGAAGCAGUCUCAGAUGCUGGAGAUGCAGGUGGAGCUCAGUAGCGUUAAGGACAGAGCAGCAGAACUGCAGGAACAGCUGAGUUCUGAGAAAAUGGUGGUUGCUGAACUGAAGAGUGAACUUGCACAAACUAAACUGGAACUAGAAACAACACUCAAGGCACAACAUAAGCACCUGAAGGAAUUAGAGGCGUUCAGGUUGGAAGUUAAAGAUAAAACCGAUGAAGUACAUUUGCUUAAUGACACAUUAGCAAGUGAACAGAAAAAAUCUAGAGAACUCCAGUGGGCUUUGGAGAAAGAAAAAGCCAAACUGGGACGCAAUGAAGAGCGGGAUAAAGAAGAACUUGAGGAUUUGAAAUUUUCACUUGAGGGUCAGAAACAAAGGAAUAUCCAGCUAAAUCUACUGUUGGAGCAACAGAAACAACUACUAAAUGAAUCACAGGAGAAAAUAGAAUCACAAAGAGUGCUACAUGAUGCCCAGUUAUCAGAAGAACGAGGUCGAAACUUAGAGCUUCAAGUACUUCUUGAAUCUGAGAAAGUUCGAAUACAGGAAAUGAGUAGUACCCUGGAUAGGGAGCGGGAAUUGCAUGCUCAGCUGCAGAGCAGUGAUGAUAGUGGGCAGCCUCGGCCUUCCCUACCCUCUGAGGACCUCCUUAAAGAGCUACAGAAACAGCUAGAGGAGAAGCACAGUCGCAUAGUAGAAUUGUUAAAUGAGACUGAGAAAUAUAAACUGGAUUCUUUGCAAACAAGACAGCAGAUGGAAAAGGAUAGGCAGGUUCACAGGAAGACGUUGCAGACAGAACAAGAGGCCAACACUGAAGGACAGAAAAAAAUGCAUGAGCUCCAGUCCAAAGUAGAAGAUCUUCAGCGCCAGCUGGAAGAGAAAAGGCAACAAGUUUAUAAGUUAGACCUUGAAGGAAAGCGACUACAGGGAAUUAUGCAGGAAUUCCAGAAGCAAGAACUAGAACGAGAAGAAAAACGAGAAAGUAGAAGAAUUCUCUAUCAGAAUCUUAAUGAGCCAACUACAUGGAGUUUAACCAGUGAUCGAACUAGAAAUUGGGUUCUUCAACAGAAAAUAGAAGGAGAGACAAAGGAAUCAAGCUAUCUUAAACUGAUUGAAAUGAAUGAAGGAGGAACUGGCUGUAAUCAUGAAUUAGAAAUGAUCAGACAAAAGCUUCAAUGUGUGGCUUCAAAACUACAGCAUCUGGCCCAGAAAGCCUCCAAUAGACUACAGUUUGAAACAGCAGAUGAUGAAGACUUCAUUUGGGUUCAGGAAAAUAUUGAUGGAAUUAUUUUACAACUGCAAAAAUUAACCGGACAGCCAGGGGAAGAGCCUGGUUUAGUGUCCCCUGGUACUUCUUGUGGCUCGUUGACUGAAAGACUGCUAAGACAAAAUGCUGAGCUGACAGGACAUAUCAGCCAACUGACAGAAGAAAAGAAUGAUUUGAGAAAUACAGUUAUGAAGCUAGAAGAACAAAUCAGGCGGUAUCGACAGAUAGGAGCUGGCAGAGAUUAUUCUUCCAGGUUUUCAUUCAGUGGUGGUGCCAGCAUUGAAGCCAUCAUUGCUUCUGAAAAAGAAAUCUGGAACAGAGAAAAGUUGACUCUCCAAAAAUCCUUGAAAAGAGCAGAAGCUGAAGUGUAUAAACUGAAAGCUGAACUAAGAAAUGAAACUUUACUUCACAACCUGAGCCCUGAUUCAGAGCAUGCCACUAUAAAGAGAAUUUAUGGUAAAUACCUGAGGGCAGAAAGUUUUCGGAAAGCUCUCAUUUAUCAGAAGAAAUACCUGCUGCUAUUACUGGGUGGGUUCCAGGAAUGUGAAGAUGCCACCCUGGCUCUGCUGGCCCGGAUGGGGGGACAGCCAGCCUUCACAGACCUAGAGGUGAUCACCAAUCGUCCAAGGGGCUUCACCAGGUUUCGGUCAGCCGUCAGAGUGUCCAUGGCAAUUUCUAGAAUGAAAUUUUUGGUUCGACGGUGGCAACGAGUCACAAGUUCUGGUUCCAUCAAUAUUAACAGGGAUGGCUUUGGACUGAAUCCAGGUGCUGAAAAGACUGACCCAUUUUAUCAUUCUUCUGGUGGGCUGGAGCUCUAUGGAGAACCAAGACACACUACAUAUCGAUCAAGAUCAGAGCUGGACUAUCCUAGGUCUCCUUUACCUUUUCAAAAUAGGUACCCAGGCCCUCCGGCUGAUUUAAAUCCGAGUUCAUUAGCAUGUUCUCAGCUUCAGAAUUAUGACCCCGACAGAGCCCUGACAGAUUAUAUCACACGGCUAGAAGCCCUACAGAGACGACUUGGAACUGUACAGUCAGGUUCAACCCAGUUUCAUGCUGGCAUGAGAAGAUAAUCCUUUGAAACAUGAAUCAGUGAUUUUAAACAAAAUCCCUUUUGUAAGUCCAUUCUUUUGUGCUUUUGUAUUGUGGAUAUUCAGCGGGAUCAAUAUGAACACAGCUUAUGAUUGUAUACAAAUCUCUUGCCAGCACAUGAAAACAAACUGGAAUUUGUACAUAUUAGCAUUGUGUAUGUAUUCAUGCACAAUAAUCAUUAAAUUACAUGUAUAUUUGUGGAAUGCUAAUUUAAAUGAUUAAAUUAUAAGACUUGUGUAUUUAUCGAAUGGGUGAAAAGAUUAAACUUUUGCGCAUUAUGAUACUGCUGAAUGUGUAGCUUGAGGUGUCCAGCACUUUUCUUAUAAGGCUACUGAAUUACAUGUUUCUGCCCUAAUAUAUUUGCUACUGGUGAUGAAGACAGAUACUAUCACUUGUAGAGACCUAUUUUUGUAUAAUGGUAGAAGUUUUGAAUUUUAUGGGGUAUUUUGUCAAGUACUGAAAUAAAAAUGACUUCACCAUUUUAA